This is a messenger RNA of Leptopilina heterotoma, 1464 nucleotides long. RefSeq lists its product as uncharacterized. The transcript is spliced from 4 exons. NCBI's taxonomy places the organism in Eukaryota, Metazoa, Arthropoda, Insecta, Hymenoptera, Figitidae. The coding region runs from base 326 to 778 and encodes 150 amino acids. The record is from RefSeq and is a predicted model, not a curated record.
AAAAUAAAAUAAAUAAAGAAUAAUUUUCCAUACACUAUGGUUCAAAAAUGAAUUUUUAAAAAGUUAUGGUUGAAAAACUGAUUUCGUCGAUUUCGUCCCAUUGACUUCAAUGCAUUGUUUGUAAGCAUCCAUCUUGGAUUUCCCCCCACCCAACUUGAAUUGCCUUAUAUUAUGAUUUUCUUUUAUUUGUAAAAAACAAAAUAAAAGAAUGUCAAAAUUUCAUGCUAUUUGCAAAUUUUCAUAAUAAAAAAAAUAAUAGUAAAAUUAAAAAAGAAACUAAAAAAUUUACAGUUUUUUUUAACAAAAAUAGUAAAAAAGAAAAAAAAUGCAAUGCACAUAUGAAUUUUCUCGAGGAUAUGGGACGGGUGUCUCAGAGGCAAUUGGAAAUUGGGGAUUUUCUAAUGGAAUUGCCAGCCAUGGCAAUGAACUUCAAAGAAUGAAUAAUAUUUCCACAGAAAUUGACCGUUUACGCAGUCAUAGACCUCCAAUUUCAGUGAAAUACGAUUGUAGAAAUGAUCCCGAGGCGUGGAAUGUGAUACCAAGUCCCCACGAAUGCAAACCAGAUUGGACUUUUCCAGAAAAACGACCCCUCAUUACGUACAAUUCAGUUUGUGAAAUUAUGAAACGAUCGAAUAUUAACGAAAUUAAACCUGAAUUGGCUUUUCCGAUUCCCGCUCGCAAUUAUUAUAUCCAACGAUCAGACAAGUGGUACAAAAGGGGACCGGAAUGUUGUCCACAACCAAGUUGUUCAGCACCUCACUGUAAACGAUUUUGCUAACACGCUAACAGAAAAUGUUUAAAAAUGGAAAAAUAAACUCCUACAAGUCAGUAAACAAACAUUACAACAAUUUAUUGAAAAUUAUUUUAAAAAUCACUGAAAUGAUUAGAAAAAUAUCUCCGGAAAACAAAACACUAAUCCAAUGUCAAUAGCAACGAACAAAAGAAAAUUUCAUUAAAUAAACAUUUCACUUCUUCAUAUCAAGAACGUUCAAUAUUUUCGAUCAUCUUUUUCCAAAUUCAACUGAAUUAAAUUUUAUUAUAGUUAAAUAAAUAAAUAAAUUUAAUUAAAUUUCACGUGUGAUUUGAAAUAGAAACCAUGCCACCAAAAAAAGAGGACAAAAAUAAAGACGAGAAAAAUAAAAAUGAGAACAAUAAAGAUACGGAGAAAAAAGACAAGAAGAAAGUGCCUGACAAAAUUAAAAAAGUAGGAGAAGGAGUGACAGUUGGAAUCGUUGAUAAACCGAAAAGAUGUAUUCCGGAAACACCAAAACAAUUAGAAUGCCCUACGCGAUCUAUUCCUUCUUCUUCCUGUCCGCCACCUAAUUGCUGUGAAAUUCAAAAUUAUUAUCCAGAAGAAACUCAAGACUGCUCCGCAAUGCCGAGUUGUAAUCCGAAAAAAUGUUGAAACUCUAUAAACUCUGAGAGAUUAACUUUUUGAAUAAAAAUGAAUCUCUCCUAAAUUUA